Messenger RNA from Cuculus canorus (common cuckoo), 3823 nucleotides. RefSeq names its product coiled-coil domain containing 30 (gene CCDC30). The transcript has 22 exons. Bases 503 to 3157 code for a protein of 884 amino acids. NCBI's taxonomy places the organism in Eukaryota, Metazoa, Chordata, Aves, Cuculiformes, Cuculidae. The record is from RefSeq and is a predicted model, not a curated record.
GGGAGAGCUGCAGUGGCUCCUGGGAGAGAAUUCAUUGCUCUCAGGGGAUCCAGUGGACCUGCACAUCAGGAACUCUCAUGGUUCAAACCAUCGGAACUGUACCAGCGUCCCUAAAACUGCUGUUUCAUAAAGGUGAAAAGCUACAUGCGUUACAUCCGUAACCUGACAGAAGAACGGGAACCCCUCACAACUGAGUGUGAAAAGGAAGAUGAACAGCUGAGGUUUGAGCUGAGGUGGUUGUAGCUGCCUCCCUUCCCUCUGGAACACGGUCCAGGCCGACGCAUUAACAGUUCUACAGGGAAGAGCUGGAGAGGGAACAAGCAUCACGUACAAGAGUUGAACAAGAUCUGGAUGAGGGCACACAGAGGUUGCUGAUGGCCCAGGAAGAGAUCCGGAGGUGGGCAGAUGAGGUGGAUGCACAAAGAAAGGAGCAGAACAAUAUCGAAUCUGUGUCGUGGUUGGCCCUGGAAGCACCUGAGAGCCAGGAAGAAGGGGUGAUCAAAUGGAGAGAGAGAGAGACAGGGCUGAGCUACAGAAGUCCAUGGACAAGGAAAUUCUUGCAUUGCGAGCACGGGUCCAAACGCUCGACUUGGAAAGGAAAGCAUUCCUCGAUCUAGUUGAACAGCUCAAAGAGGAGAUCUGUGAGUAUCAGAAGAGUGAGAAGCAAGGACUUCCAUUGCCUGCGCCAACCGAGAUGGAAGAAGUUGCAGCAUGCUUGCUGCAGUCACAGGGCACAAAGGAUGACGGAAGAGUCGAAGAAGACCAUGGUUCAGGCAAAGCUGGCUCAGAUCAAGAAGACAGAAAUCAGAGCAACGAAACACUUCAUAAAAGGUGCCGAGAGGUGAUUGAAAACAUCGAGGGCAGGAAUUCCCAGCUCCUUCACAAGCUGCAAAAACUGGAGCAGGAGCACGAGGAUUUGGUUGAGCGCAAUGAAGAGCUGGAAUCCAUUCUGGGAGAGAGACACAUCCAAACUAAGCAAGAGAAGGAACAGUUUGAGAGUGAGGUGGAGGGACUUCACUGGAAGAUCACUAGUUUAGAAACAGAGUUACUUGAAGUGCAGAAGAACAAAACUGAGAUGAGUGGGGAAGUGCAGGCAUCACCUGGAGCACAAGAGAUGCAAGAGAUGCUGGAAAGCUGUCAGGAAACAAUAGAAAAGUUGGGAAGUCAGCUGGGAGAGCGGAGAGAACGGAGAAAGCAACUUGUGUCUGAGCUCGAACUGUUACGAGAAGAUCUGAAGGUGGAGAAGGUGGUCUUGGGCAGCCAGGUCUCUGAACACCUACAAGAAAGAGAACAGAUUAACAAACUCGAGCAGAAACAUGAAGAUCUAUGUAUGGAUGAGAGGCUGUGUGAAGAACAGAUGGCUAAAGUAGUAUUUUUGGAACAACAGAUCGAAAACUUGAGGAAUGAACAAGAACUGCUCUGUUCUGAAUUACUAGCAAGCAACAAGAAGAGGGAGGAACUAGAAAAGCAGCUGAAAGAGAGCACUGAAGAAAAACGCUUGUUACUGGAAGAAAUCGCUCAGCUAAAACAAGAUAUCCUGCCUAGCCGGGAGCAGGGUGACACCACGCGUGAAGAAGCUUUAAGGAUGAAUCAAAGCAUGACCUGUAGAGAGAACAGGUUUCCUGUGUUGCAGAGCUCUGCAGGUGGUUUAGAUGGGAGUGUUAAACAGAGUCCGUCUGAUGAGAGGUUCCAGCAGCAGGAGGACAAAAUGCAGCUACUGCGGCAGGACCUGCGUUGCAUGCAGAACUUGUGCACCUCAGCCGAGAGGGAGCUGAGAUGCGAAAGGGAGAAGAAUGCUGACUUACAAAAGCAAAAUCUCUUGCUCCAACAGGAGUGCACCAAGGUCAAAGUUGAGCUGAAGCAAGUCCGGGCAAAACUCUCAGACACAACUGAAACAUGCUCUUCUCUCUCAGCGCAGUGGGAAAAAAGCCAGCAGAAGGUCAAAGAACUCGAACAAGAGCUCUUGAAGUGCUCACAGGCUGAUAAACUGCAGAGCAGUCUGCAAGAGAAACUUGCCCUGGAGAAAUCCAAAGUGUGUGAAACACAGAAAAAGAUUUCAAAACUCCAGCAAAAGCUGAAAGAUUCCCAACACCAACUCCUGCUGGCAGAGGCCCGUGUGUCAGACAAGAAACUCCUGGAGGAGGAAUUGAAGGAGGCCCGAGAAAAUGAAGCUCGCCUGCAGCAAGAACUUCACGAGGAGCAGCUGAAAAGGAAGCUCCUGGAGCAGCAGGUGGAGGAGCUGCAGCAGCAACUCCGGCAUUCGCGGGAGACAGAGGCAUCGCUGGCCAAGAUGCACGUGGAGCUGCAGGCCAAGACUCUGCACGUCCUGGAAGAUGAGAGGAAGACUGACUCAAGCGAGCACCUCCAAUGUCAGAAGGAGAACCAGAAGCUUUCAGAGCAACUCUCCCUGUUGAAGGAAGAAAAUAAAGCCCUUUAUGAGGAAGGAGUCCGUCUUCUGAACCAGAAGGAUCUGUACGUCAGGAAAUAUAACGAAAUGCAACUGCGCCACAAAGACAAAAUCCGCAGAGCCAAGGAGACCUUUAUCCAUGAGGUGAAACAGAGGGACAACAGAAUUAAACAGCUUGAAAAUGAGCUCAGUGUGUCAAACCUCCGAGUGGAAAAGGGGAAGGUGCUGAUUGCACAAAUGACUGCAGAGAACGAGAAAUUACUCCAGGAAAGAAGACGGCUCCUCCAGAAGAUAACGGACCAAGAGGACACCCCUUGGAGCAACCGGUCUAUGAUUGCCACCCUGCAGAGCAGAGGGAAGAUCCUGGAUGAGGAGAACAUGCGGCUGCACGAAAGCAAACUCCAGCUCGCUGGCCACGUGCCCACCUCGCAGCGCAUGCCCAGGAGCAUCCAUGCUCCCACCACGGAGGACUUGAAGAGCGUGAACUUCUCUGAACGCCAACUACAGAGUAAGGUGUUACCACCUCCCCGUGCCAGCUUCCCAUCCCGAGAGCCACCAGACCCUGUCAGCGCCCUGAAGGCCACGCAAGACACGAAGCCUGAGGGAGAAGCUGAAAGCCAGGACACUUCCUUUUGCUUACCCCCCUCUCAACCUCCUGAGAUCGGGUACUUAAAUGUAGCUUCGCCUGGAGACACCACAGCCUGCCAGCAGCAGGAGGAGAGUCAGAGCAUCAGCUCCGAGAACUUCUAAAUGGGGAAAAUUGCUUGGAAGUAUUAGCAGGACUGCAAGGUUUUGGACUUCUCUUGCCAUGGGAUGACGAAGAUGGCAGGGGGACAAUUGCCAAAUGGACUGAGCGGUUGAUUUUUGCCAUUUCAACUAAAUUAUUCAGGAGCUUUUCUUCAUCGUCCCCAACUGUAAAUGUGUGUGUGUGUCAUCCCAGAUCCACCCAGAGGCUGGAAGUUGUAGAUGAACUCUGUAAAGUGGAAGAGGAAUGGGGUGAAACGUAUCUUCUCCUGAACCCCGACUCCUUGUGCAGUCAAAGCCUACAAGCUUUGUAAAUAAACCUGGGAAAAGUUCCCUUCCACACUUUCUGAUCCCAAGCGCUCCCUGCCAUGUGCACACUUCUCUCUUUUCCCCUUGGUCUGUGCACGUGAAGGGAGGUGGAUGACGAGGGAAAUGGCAUAGGAGCGGGCGUGGAGAGGAAAGGUGGGAUCUGAACAUCCUGAGAAGGAAAGAGGGUGGAUCUUGGAUGCUUAUUAACAGGGAUGGAUGCUUGGGUGGAAGUAGAAGGAAUCGGAUCAUGCAGAACCGGGGUGUAGAGGGGAUCUGUGUAUGCACAGAGGGAAGCAGAAAGGAUCAGAGCGUGAGGUUAGGGAAGAAAAGGGGUCUGAACACACGUGAAUGGAAGAGGAUGGU